Molecule: messenger RNA, 4526 nt
Organism: Drosophila obscura
Lineage: Eukaryota; Metazoa; Arthropoda; Insecta; Diptera; Drosophilidae
Product: zinc finger FYVE domain-containing protein 9
Exons: 8
Coding region: 127-4173 (1348 amino acids)
Biological process (GO): endosomal transport
Cellular component (GO): early endosome membrane
Molecular function (GO): metal ion binding
Source: RefSeq, a predicted model, not a curated record
AUUAUAACGAUAAGUCUGCGGUCACACUGACUCGGGGUUUUUGUUAAAAAAUUAGCCAAAAAACAAAGUAAAUAAGCCUGGCUUAUUACGUAUACGCCGUCUGUCCCAUGCGAUCAGAGCGGCGCCAUGGAUCUGGUGGACAUUGAUCAGGUCUUGGAUAACCUGGAAUUACGCAUCGCCGCUGACGAGCAGGAGAGUAGAAAUGCAGCAGCAGCAGCAGUAGCGGCGUCAGUGUCAGCGGCAGCUACAACGGUAGACUCUGCGCCCUCGCGCCCACUGGGAGACGGAGCCAGUGUCUCCAAUGGGGGUGGAGCAGGUGCAGGUGCAGGUGCAGGAGCUGCCACAGCAACAGUAGCAGCUCCCACAAAAAGCUUUGUGGGCGUCUCUCAGGUGUUCAACAGCCUGGACGACUAUCGCAACAAUGUAAAAUCGCUGGAGGUGGACAACCAGCUGCCCAGCUACAACUGGCAAGCGGAGCAAUCACUGGAGCACUCGCGCGACCUGGACGACAGCUUCGAUGACAUCAACAAGUUCAGAGAAGGGCAGGAGAAGCGUCCAAAUGAGGCAAUAGUCUCCUCCUCCGAGUCUCUGACAACCUCCUCCUGCUCUACCUUCUCCUCGGGCCCGUCGCCCGUUAGCAACGACUCCGAGGAGAUUGAGCCCAGUGCCCUGGAGGUGGUGGUGGCGGCGUCACAGGUGGGGGGGGGGGGGGUAGGGGUAGUCAUGCCAGUGGAGCAACCGCAGCAGCCCAAAGCUGUUGUCGAGGACCUGGCCGUGGGCCUCUCCUCCAUUUCCAUCAGCAACAGCACGACCCCAGGGACACAGUCGCUGAUUCCUGGCGAAGUGACGGCCUCCUCGAUGCUCGGAAAGGUGCUCAACGAGCUGUCGGAGGAUUUGACCAGCACAGAGCCGGAGACAGAGGUCACCAAUGGUCUGGAGGAGGUGCCUCGCGCAGAAUCCGUGCCCUCGGAAGCGCCUGCUUCCCCAAAGGAGCCUAAACCAAAGGAUCACGGGCUACGGCGCCGUCAGCCCAUGACAUUUUGCUCAACAAUGGACGACAUCUCCGACACGGAGCUAGACAGCAUGCUCCAGGAAAUAGAUGUGGAUGAAAACCAAGAGGGGCACUUGGAGGAGCCGCCACAGCAGCAGCAGCAACAGGUUGAUAUUCUCGAGGAAGAAGUCUCUGCAUCCGCCUCGGCCUCUGUUUCGCCCGUCACCGAAGAGGAGUCUGUACGCAUUCUCUCCGACCAGGAGACGACCUCCAACGAUCAACUGAACGUGGACAACUUCUCGCAGGCCUCCACCGUUGAGUUUGCGGAGCUGAAGCCCCACGAGGCCGCACCAGUGGCGGCCAUUGGCGAGGACAUUGCCUCUUUCAGCAGCACAGAGUCGGACUCGCUUUCGGGCAGGAAGCUGGACGAAGAAGAGCAAGCGGAGGAGGAGGACAGUGUGGCUGCGGAUGCCCUGAAGACCGAGGAGCAGCGUCCCCAGCGACCGCAGACACUGGAUCUGGGUCACCAGGCGAGUCUCAAUGCCGGACAGACGCCGCCAGAGCCCACCGAGGAGGUGCAGGUCCCCACUGCUGAUGGAUGCCUGGAGGAUCAGCAGCUGUCACAGUCGGAUGCCGCCUCGGCACCAACAGAAGACGACGAGAGCCCCAUCUACGAGGCAGUGGGGUACAGCGAUCCGCAUGCCAAUCUGGGCAAGGUGCCGCCCAUCUGGGUGCCGGACAACAUGGCCGGGCAGUGCAUGCAGUGCCACCAGAAGUUCACGAUGAUCAAGCGGCGCCACCACUGCCGCGCCUGCGGCAAGGUGCUCUGCUCCGUCUGCUGUUCCCAAAAGUUUCGCCUGGAGUUUGCCAACGAGCCGGAGUCGCGUGUCUGCGUCCAGUGCUUCAUGAUCCUCACGGAACGGGAGGCCUCUGGCGGCACUUACCCGGACAAUGCCUCCGCUCCGACCUCGGCCCUGCCGCCCACGCCCAUGCGCUCGCCGAACCCGAACAAUCCCAUGGAGUACUGCUCGACAAUUCCGCCGCACCAUCAGGUGGCCGCUAGUCCCGGUGCACCGCCGCCCAGCGUGAUUGUGCCCGUGGGCGUGCUCAAGAAGACCGAUGGCAGCUCCAACUCGAAUUCCUCAUCGUCGGACAGCAAGAAGGGGCGCAAGCGCAAGAGCGUCAUGUUCAGCGAUGGCAUCGCCCCAGGCAGCGAGCUGGCCAGCACCAUGGAGCAGCAGUGGGGCGAGGCCAAGCAGGCGCGUCGCGGCGUGCCCCGAAGCAACGGCGGUGGCCAGAAGCCACCCACACCGGCGACGGAGGAGCCACGAUCCAGUAUUGAGAGCGCCACCAGCACCACCAUGGGACUGGUGGCCCAACUAUUCCGCGGCUCCAUUCCACCAAGCGCCGCUGCGGCCACCCUCACGGCAGCCGAAUCAAGCGGUGGUCGUCCCACGGCCCAGACUUCGCCGCGUCGCAAGGCGGAGCCUGUGCGCUCACGAAAGCUGCCGCCAAAUGGCGAUGCCCAUGGCUGCUAUCUGCCCGUCGAGGAGAACGCCCUACCGCCCAUUUGUGUGGGGGGCAAGGAGGCCGGCAGCUGUGACGUGGACUACAAGGUGGUCCGCAACGAUGGGGAUCUCCUGGAGCGACUGCAACACGAGACGCUCAAAUUUAUCUUGAAGAACAACUUCUACGUUCUGGUCAAGAUCAUCAACAUGAGCUGCUGCAUGAACCGCUGGGUGCUGAACUUCACCACCUCCGGACUGCACCACAUGGGCAAUGACGAGCGGGUUAUUCUCCUGGAGAUUAAGCCGCCCUCCAAGCAGGGAGAACCAGCUGCAGGAGAGCCGGCAGUGCCGCGCGACAUAUUCCAGCACCUGUACGAGAUCUAUGUGGAGGCGGAGCAAGCACGCUCCAGCAUCCAGGAGCUGGCCUUCACCAGCCCCAGGAGCGCCAAUUUUCUUGGAUCGCGAGAGCACGGAGGCUUCAUCUACAUCCGGCCGACAUACCAGUGCCUGCAGGGCGUGAUCAUACCAGAGAAUCCGUAUCUGGUGGGCGUGCUGAUCCAUCGGCAUGAGGUACCGUGGGCCAAGGUGCUGCCGCUACGCCUGAUCCUUCGUUUGGGCGCCCAGUACCGCUACUAUCCCUGCCCGCUGAUCUCAGUGCGUGGUCGUGAGUCGGUGUACGGGGAGAUCGCUCAGACGAUCAUCAAUUUCCUGGUGGACUUUCGCAACUACUCGUACUCGCUGCCCGCCAUUCGGGGCCUGUACAUCCACAUGGAGGACCGCCAGAUGACGGUGAUCAUUCCGCGAUACCGCCAGCAGGACGUGAUCAAGGCGAUCAACAAUGCCAGCGAUCACAUUCUGGCGUUUGCCGGCAACUUCUCAAAGGUGGCCGACGGUCAUCUGGUGUGCAUGCAGAACAUAAAUGACGACCGAAACGAGAUGUACGCCUACUCCACGCAGGCCAUAAACAUCCAGGGCCAGCCCCGUAAGGUGACCGGCGCCAGCUUCUUUGUGCUGAACGAGGCGCUCAAAAGUAGCAGCGGUUUGUCCGGCAAGUGCAGCAUCGUUGAGGACGGCCUCAUGGUCCAGAUAAUGCCCGCCAAAAUGGAGGAGGUGCGUCAGGCGCUGCGCAAUCAAACAGACAUCGACAUUGUGUGCGGUCCCAUCGAUGCCAGCGACGAUCAAAGCGAGAUUGUCAGCAUCAAGUGGGUGGACAACAAUCGCGACAUUAAUGUGGGUGUAAAGUCGCCCAUCGAUGACAUGGCCAUGGAGGGCAUCUCCAAUAUGCGGGUGCAUGCCAGCUUUAAUUUUUCCAAUGCCAAUUAUGCUAUCCGUUUGAGCGAGAUCUACAUUGUUAAGUGCGAUGAUUGGUAUACCACAAAUGGUGGCAACUAUGCGGACAUCACUCGCAUUUCCGAGCAACUGGCCCGAAGCGCAUCGAUGGCCCUGCUACCAUUCCUCGAUCUGCUUGCAGCGGCUGGCAUCAAUAAGGUGGGCCUCCGUGCCACGCUGGAUCAGGAGAAUGUCUGCUAUGAGGCCGGUGCUCGUGGCUCGAAGCUCCCGCCACUGUAUAUGAAUGCGUUGGACAACCAUCUGAUAGCCACGCUACAUGGCGAAUCGUCGGGCAUCCAGGAGCCCAUUAUCCUCGAGCUGGUGUUCUACAUACUAAAUGCCUGAAUAUAAUCCAUCCCCCCCUCAUAGUGCAAUUCUUCUGCUGGAAUCGAAAGCGAUAAGUGAAACGCGAUACGGAAACCGUCUUAAGUCUAAGUCCUACGGCUGAUCCGUUCUCUAGUUGUAUUGUCCGGGUGGCUCAGCUACAACAAUAACUGUAUAUAUAUAUAUAAGUAGUUCCAUCGAUUGGGUUUUGUUUCUUUCUCCUUUUUUCUACGAUUUACCCUAUCUCCUUCCUCUGUGUUUUUGUUUUCCACUCUAAUUUAUCGACAUGAAUUUUAAACGAUUUGAGUUUUCAUUGAAAGUAAAACGUAGAACUAUCUAAUUUACCUAAAAUAUACAAAUAUAUCUAUAUAUAU